AUGAUUCUAUUUCACAACUUUCAGCUCUGCACCAGUGCAUGUGGUAAAGCUGAAUAUGAAGUGAAUGGAGAAUGUUGUCCUAUGUGUGGACCUGGACAUCAUGUGUACAAACAUUGUUCUGAGUACACAUCUACAACAUGUAUACCCUGUUCUCCAUCUACUUUCACUGAUUCAUCCAAUGGACUAAUGGGCUGUAUCCAAUGUACAGUCUGUGAUCCCAGUCAAGGGUUAAGAACAAAGACAGAGUGCACAUUGACUGCGGACAACAUUUGUGAACCACGUGAAGGAUUUUACUGUAUUGACCAACACAGACAAAGCUGUAGAGCAGCAGUUGAACAUUCAAAAUGUAAACCUGGACAAUACAUCAUACAAAAUGGAACAGCAGAUACAGACACUGUGUGUGGUGACUGUGUUGGUGAAACUUACUCAGACGGUUCAUUCUCGUCCUGUCGACCACAUACGCGGUGUGAAAAUUCCACUGGAGUUCUGAGACGGGAAAAAAGACCAGGAACUCAUUCAUCAGAUACUGAAUGUGAAGAAACACAUAUAGUUCCCAUCAUCGUUCCUGUUUUAUUUAGUAUAAUUAUUCUACUGAAGCACAUUCAAAAUCAGAGGGUGAUGAUCGGGAACGUCAUCCUCAUGUUGAACGAAGUAAAGACUCGCAUGACGUCACUCCACUGCUUCCUGUGCUCCACUGGCUUCCGGUAG
Chanos chanos (milkfish) is the source of this 708-nucleotide messenger RNA. Its product is annotated as tumor necrosis factor receptor superfamily member 14-like. Gene Ontology annotation, cellular component: external side of plasma membrane. Lineage: Eukaryota; Metazoa; Chordata; Actinopteri; Gonorynchiformes; Chanidae. The record is from RefSeq and is a predicted model, not a curated record. Gene Ontology annotation, biological process: positive regulation of peptidyl-tyrosine phosphorylation; defense response to Gram-positive bacterium; positive regulation of T cell migration. The transcript is spliced from 6 exons. The coding region runs from base 1 to 708 and encodes 235 amino acids. Gene Ontology annotation, molecular function: protein binding.